AUGGACGUGCAGCCGCCACGUGACGCCAGUUUACGCAAUAUUAUUGACAAACUGGCGGAGUUUGUGGCCAGGAAUGGGCCGGAAUUCGAGGCCAUCACCAAGCAGAAGCAGCAGAACAACCCCAAGUUCGAGUUCCUGUACGGCGGGGAGUUUGCCAGCUACUACCAAUUUAGGGUGGCAGCGGAACAGACGCUGCUAAAGCAGCAGGGGAUUAACCAACAACUGCCACCGGGUGGACAAUCGGGCCACUACAUGCAGCAACCGCCGCCAAUGCAGCAAUCCCAGCCACCUGGCCACUACCCGCCACCCAAUCAGCAGUCGCAGCACCCACAGCACCCGCCGGAAAACGCACAAGAUAAUAUGCAACAGCAGCAGCACUCCUGGAAUCCCAACUCUGGCAACGGAGGACCGCCAAAUAUUCAGCAGGCCAAUGGCAAUGCCAUGGCCAUGAAUCUUAACUCACAACUGGACGCCAUCAAGAUGCAGCAGAAGACGCUGCGGGAACAGAUCAAGCAAUCCGAAGCGAAUCUCUCCGCACAGCACACGGUAAUUUAA
Molecule: messenger RNA, 555 nt
Organism: Drosophila takahashii
Lineage: Eukaryota; Metazoa; Arthropoda; Insecta; Diptera; Drosophilidae
Source: RefSeq, a predicted model, not a curated record